Molecule: messenger RNA, 1117 nt
Organism: Chelmon rostratus (copperband butterflyfish)
Lineage: Eukaryota; Metazoa; Chordata; Actinopteri; Chaetodontiformes; Chaetodontidae
Product: C-type lectin domain family 6 member A-like
Exons: 7
Coding region: 54-914 (286 amino acids)
Source: RefSeq, a predicted model, not a curated record
UUCAUGCAGCUGUUACGAAACAAACCUUCAUUCCUGUUGCAACUGAUGAAACCAUGGGAGUGAACAACGGAUCGGCUCUGCUGGAAGAACAACAGGAAGCAUCUACGGACAAAAAAACGAUAUCCCAGUUACUUAAGAUAAUCUACAAACCUCGCUGCGCGGCGGCUGAAGUCUCUCUGACACUUCAGCAAAUAAAACCGAAACUAUCAGCAUGUCUGGAUUCCAUCAGAGGUUGCUUCAGUCAGUACAGACAUCUGGCUCAUUACUUCUCUCUGCUCUGCUUUCUGCUCGUCAUCAUCACUCUGCUGCAGACUUUCUGCUUGGUUCAGAUCACCUUUUUGUUCCAGUCGCAGUCGAGCCUGCAGGAAACCAAACUGAGAGAUCUGACAAACCGGCUGGAGAAGCUCAACCAGUCGUACCGCCUCCUGUUCUCCCAGUAUCCAGCUCUGAACCAGUACUGCCCGGUCAGCAACUCCACCACCGGUGAGAGAGUGUGCAGUCCAUGUCCAGCCGACUGGACGCCUCAGGGAGAGAAAUGUUUCCUGUUCAGUCAGGACAGGGCCGACUGGAUCAGCAGCCAGUACCGCUGCAUGGCACUGGGGGGCGCUGUGGCUACAGUCAGGACAGAGGAGGAGCAGGAGUUUCUGUGGAAAAGGGCCCAGAGUCUGAGCCAGGGAGACUCGUACUGGCUCGGCCUGAGGAGCAAUGGUGGUGACGGGGGCUGGCAGUGGAGCGACGGCUCCCUGGUGAAGAAGGGACCAGAGUUUUGGCAACGUGAGCCUGAUAAUACAGACAGCAGGGAGCUGUGUGGUCGACUCACCCCAGGAGACAACCACAGGAUGAGCUGGUUCACCUCCAGAUGUUCCAGCCAGCUGAGGAGGAUCUGUGAGAGGAGACAAGCUGCGCUUCAGUGAGAGGAAAGGAAAGGAAAGGAAAGGAAAGGAAAGGAAAGGAAAGGAAAGGAUAGAAAAGGAAAGGAACCAACAAUAAUUACAAAGAAGCACAACAAAACCCGAUUUGUAUGAAGAAAAUACAAAACUAAGCAACUAAUAUAAGCCUCUGUGUGCUGUUGAUUUAUAUGUAUUAGCUGUUCUAUCAAUAAUUAUUAUUAAAAUAA